Molecule: messenger RNA, 1808 nt
Organism: Ricinus communis (castor bean)
Lineage: Eukaryota; Viridiplantae; Streptophyta; Magnoliopsida; Malpighiales; Euphorbiaceae
Product: protein WHAT'S THIS FACTOR 9, mitochondrial
Exons: 1
Coding region: 264-1442 (392 amino acids)
Molecular function (GO): RNA binding
Source: RefSeq, a predicted model, not a curated record
CUACAGACAUUAAAUCUCAUUUUCAAUUCGAAGGGAGGCGUCAAAUUGAAGUGACCUGAAGAGUGGCUUGCUUGGGUAUCGGCCUCAAUGACGGCGUAAAGUAGGAAGGAGGCAUCCUCAUCGGAGACAUUAAGAUUCCUUGCGGCAGUUAAGCUAAAAACUUAAACAAAGCCAAACUUUACUUGGGUUAAUGAUCCAAGCCAUUACCACUCUCUUCUGGCACCCGAGUCUAACCCGCCACAAAACAAUCCAAACCCUCCCAGAUGCAGCCUUUUCAUGGCCGCAAACUCCCGCACCACCGCAACCAACUCAACCACCUCCGGACCUUUAUAGCCGCAAGAGUCAAAUGGGUACGUGACCCAUGUCUAGAUAAAGCAGUUUCCAAAGAAAAAGACCUUAGACAAGUGAUUUCUUUCAAGAACCAAAUUAUCUCUUCUCCUUCAAAGACCGUCUCUCUUUCCUCUCUUUCUCUCCUCAAAACCCAUUUCAAUCUUUCAAACACAGCCCAUAAAUUCUUGGAGAAUUACCCAUCUCUUUUUACCCACUUUCAGCCUUCUCCUUCACUUCCUCUCCAUGUCAAACUCACCCACCAAGCUCUCUCUAUUCACAAAGAAGAACAACUUGUUUAUAGUUCUUUCAGUUAUAGGGAUGAUGCUGUUAAAAAGUUAGCUAAGCUUUUAAUGCUCACUAAAGUAUCAAGAUUGCCUUUACAUGUUAUUGAUAGAUUGAAAUUUGAUUUGGGUUUGCCUUAUAAUUAUAUUACUGAGUUGUUAUCUGAUUAUCCUGAGUAUUUCAAUGUUUGUGAAGGUAAAGAUCCAUUUUCUAAUAAUAAGGAAACGUUUUUUUUAGAAUUAGUUUCUUGGAGAGAUGAAUUAGCUGUGAGUGAAAUGGAGAAAAGAGUGGCAUUUGGGGAUUUGAGGAAUGUUAAGAAAGGUGAGCGUAUUGGGUUUUCUUUAAGUUAUCCAAAUGGUUUCGAUUUGAAGAAAAAAGUUAAAGAUUGGGUUUUUGAAUGGCAAGGUUUACCUUAUAUAUCACCUUAUGAAAAUGCUUUUCAUUUAAAUCCCAAUGGAGGUCAUGCCGAGAAGUGGGUUGUAUCUGUUUUACAUGAGUUGUUAUGGUUGCUAGUGUCAAAGAAGACUCAGAAGGAAAAUAUGUUAAUAUUGGGAGAGUACAUGGGUUUGGGAGAUAGGUUCAGAAAAGCUCUAGUGCAUCAUCCUGGGAUUUUCUAUGUUUCGAAUAAGAUCAGGACGCAGACUGUGGUGCUUAGAGAGGCCUACAGGAAGGAUUUCAUGGUGGUGAAGCAUCCCUUGAUGGGUAUAAGGUUUAGGUAUAUUCAUCUUAUGAAUAAAUCUAUUGAAAAAGAAAGGAAAUCAGCUGAUGGAGCUUUCAGGUAUAAAAAGUGCCAAAGCAGUCUAAAAAGUGCAAAACAAGAGUCAUCAUGAGUGAAAUCCAUCCCGUGAGGAGAACUAACAUGAUCAAUUAGACUCAGCCAGAGACCUUCUCACGAGGCAAACAAAUAAACGAAUGAGUAGUCUUUUAAAUCGAGAUGUGCCCGACAUAAGAAACUAUUGCCAAGGGAGACCGGAGUACGCUAUGCCCCAUCACCUACAAAAGGAUCAGUUACAGGAGUGAUGCGCUUCCCAGGGCCCUCUGCGUCAGAGCGGCUACUUUCUUCCUUCGAGAUCGAUCCCUGUACCUAUUCACUCUUCCUAAGGCUAUCAAAAAAAAUUGAUUCUAGAUAAAAUUUUUAAAUGAAUUACAAAUUUAUAAAUAAAUAUGUUUUAUAAUAUUAAAAUAUCUCUUUUUAA